Messenger RNA from Athalia rosae (coleseed sawfly), 1968 nucleotides. RefSeq names its product homologous-pairing protein 2 homolog. The record is from RefSeq and is a predicted model, not a curated record. Gene Ontology annotation, cellular component: DNA recombinase auxiliary factor complex; condensed nuclear chromosome. NCBI's taxonomy places the organism in Eukaryota, Metazoa, Arthropoda, Insecta, Hymenoptera, Athaliidae. Gene Ontology annotation, biological process: homologous chromosome pairing at meiosis; meiotic joint molecule formation; meiotic strand invasion involved in reciprocal meiotic recombination. Gene Ontology annotation, molecular function: recombinase activator activity; double-stranded DNA binding. The coding region runs from base 119 to 721 and encodes 200 amino acids. The transcript is spliced from 2 exons.
UCGACCCUGGAUUAUGUCACAUGGAAAUUGGAAAAUAAUAUCAUCGAUUUGCACGUGCAGUAUACAUUAAUAACCCAAGUCCAUUCGUUAUAACGGAGGAACUAUUUGAAAUAUUAAAAUGUCGGUAAACGCAGUUCACGAUUUUCUCAAAACGCAAAAUAGACCGUACAAUGUCAGCGACAUCGCCACUAAUUUAAAAGACGUCUCGAAAGCUGCUGUCCAAAAUGCAUUAGAUAAACUGGUCGACAGUAAGCUGGUUUUUGAAAAGACUUAUGGAAAACAGAAAAUCUAUUGCAUCGUUCAAGACUCGAACCAGGAUCUGGACGAAUUGAAAAGAAUCGAAGGUGAACUAGAGCGUCAGGUAACCGAAGCUGUUACGAAACAGGGAGAAAUUCAAGCGCAACUACGUCGCAAAGAAAACGAACUUGCAGCGUUAAAGUCGAGUCUUACGAUCGAUGAUGCUAAAAUUGAGAGGGACAGACUUUUAGCUUCGGUUGCAGAGUUGCAAAAGAAAUUGGGAGAUCUGACAAAAGGAAACAAGACGUGCGAAGACUUGAGUGAAACAAAAAAACGUUUGCAAAAAGACAUAGACAGAUACACCCGCGAAUAUUCGAAGAGAAAAAGACUCUGUGGGGAAAUCGUAGAUUCUAUACUGGAAGGAUUUCCAGGAACGAAAAAAGAACUUUACGAAGAAAUCGGAAUGGAAAACCUGAUCAUAUGAGAAUACGAUGUCGCUUUUUCAACGUAUAUGUAUAUUUUGUGAAUCGAUAAAUAGCUGAUUGUUACACAUGUCAAAAAACUUACCCGUGAAAUAAUAAUACCGGCAAUGCUUAUCCGGAUCUUUGGACCUUUGAGUAAUUUGUAUCUCAGAUCAACUCCGUUCCAAAAUGAGACGAAGUAUCUUUUUAUCUGAACGUUAUCACCACCGUGUAACCUAGGGGUGAAUAAUUAUUCGAGUUUAUCGAUUCGUUAUCCAUUGUCACAUGAAAACAUAAACGAAACUUGCAGGUGAACGGUUUUCGAAUUUGAGAUCGACCUACCUGUAUCCGUCGUAAUCUACGAUGCACAAAAUUUCUGGAAAAAUAACGUAGGGUGCUUCACGCUUCGUCCUAACGCCAACCGAUCUUUUCGAUCUGAAUCUCUUUGCUAGAUGAUCUGGCUCCAUAAAUGCUGUGAAUGUGUUCGUUAACUUUAAUUACAUUGAAAACAAACAAAAAUUAAAAAAACAACACACAAGAUUCAGUGACGUAUCCCUAACGGAUAAGGUAUCUCUUAAGUAACCUGCACAGAUGGAUAUUCAAAUUUCUGAAAAAAAAAAAAUAAAUAAUUAAUUUCACGCACCAAAAUCGCUGUAAUCGUCAUCCGGCAAUGGCUGAGAUCUUUUGUAUACAACAUGAUGAUGCGUGUGUUUCAAAUUUCUUUUCGUACGUCCAACAUCUGGCAGUGAGUUAGCGUCUUGUGAGAAAAUUUUUGAUCUGUUCGCAGCUUCAUUCAUUAUGCGCUUAGGUAACGGUCGUAUAACUAAUUCCGACCCUAUAUUUCCCUCCUGAAAAACAAUUCUCAAUAUGAUUUAUUAUUUUCUCUAUCGUUUUCAUUGUGUCGGUUAUCGGUGUUGAUCUGUUUUCUUUUGUUCGCUCGGUGAAUAAACUUGUUCAUUUUAUUUCCGGCAUCGUGCAUCUGUUAGAAUGUCCUGUGCCACAGGGUUUUACGAAUCAAUCUUCAGAUCGAAAGAUGCGGGAGAGCUCUUGCGCAUUAAGGGGGAUAGUGAGAGUGAAAGUAAAAGGUCAAGAUAUCUCAAGUCGCGCAGAACGAAGUCGUUUUGACAAUGUUUCUUGUAUAACAGGUCUGUGUAGGUAUAUCUUACAAAAUAUGUUGCGGUUCGGUUAUUGCGAACGAAAUUUUUUUACAAUUUUCAUUGAAAUUCGUCAUAAAAAUUGAAUAAACAUCCAAGUAUUAUUUGACAAUCGA